Ruditapes philippinarum (Manila clam) is the source of this 2900-nucleotide messenger RNA. RefSeq names its product palmitoyltransferase ZDHHC12-B-like. The record is from RefSeq and is a predicted model, not a curated record. Lineage: Eukaryota; Metazoa; Mollusca; Bivalvia; Venerida; Veneridae. The transcript is spliced from 6 exons. Gene Ontology annotation, molecular function: protein-cysteine S-palmitoyltransferase activity. Bases 196 to 1074 code for a protein of 292 amino acids. Gene Ontology annotation, cellular component: Golgi apparatus; endoplasmic reticulum. Gene Ontology annotation, biological process: peptidyl-L-cysteine S-palmitoylation; protein targeting to membrane.
GUUAUAAUAGAUUGGUCCCCUGCAUAAUUAAAGUUUUGGACAGAGCUCACAAGAGCGGACAACCAGCAUAAAUGGUUGUCAUAUUUUAGUAAAUAUUUUACACUUUUAAUUUACAUACAUACCAAGUGAAAAUUGAGAGCUGUAUCACAACCCUAUGGAGACUGAUAGUGAGUAUUAGGGGCAACAGAAACAAGAAUGGGAGGACGUUGUGGUUUUAAGGUCAUUGUGCGCCUGAUCCAUACCAUAUUGUGUAUAGCCAUUCUCUCAACUUUGCUAUGGAAAGAAACUGGUUUAAGAUGGGCUUUAGUAAAGGGGAAUGACCUUGUGUAUGGAUCAGUGUUCCUGUGUUUAUUUGUGAUUUCACUGAUAAUGUACUAUGUUGUAUGCCUUACCGAUCCUGGAUAUAUAUACACCUAUCGUUUUAAAAAGAGAUGUGGACAAGUGAAUGUUGAAGCUGAGAUAUCUGAGGAGGAGAUGGAGUGUGGAGGCAGUGAUUGUAACAUUCCUCUAACAGAACUUUCUAAACCCUUAGAUAAAAGAAAUAGAUAUAAAUACAGGUUCUGUGAUUACUGUGAAAUACAGCCACCUUUACGUAGCAAACAUUGUGAGGAUUGUCAGAUGUGUGUACGCAAGUAUGACCACCAUUGUCCCUGGUUAGAGACAUGUGUUGGAGAGAGAAAUCACAGAUAUUUCUGGUGGUUCCUGUUUACUACAGCAUUACUUAUUACCUGGACUUUAGUUAUUAUCUGGGAUAGUUUAGUAACAGAGAACACUUGGACAGACUGGUUCCAUACAAACAUUGUACUUUUCUUAGACAUGCUAGUUUUAGUAUUAGGUGGCUUGGUGGUGACAGGCCUUUUUGUCUUCCAUACAUAUCUAAUGACUAAUGGACUCACAACAUGGGAGACAGCAUCAAGGGAGAGCAUUACUUAUUUAAAAUAUCUUGAUGAUGAGUAUAACCCCUUUGAUCAAGGUUGUUGUAGGAAUAUUUACUCUUUUAUGUGUGUAAGUGAUAUUCAGAAGUGGGAAACAUUAUAUGCAAAACGUGCCAGACUAAAAGAUGGCGAUGAUUAAUUGCAGAAUGACAGUUGUAUAUUUUAUACAGCCUCAAGAUGGAUCUGUGCAAUGAUUGUUAUACCUUGUUAAGAUUGUUAAUUUAUCAUUCAUAUAUUCAUCAUCAUAUUAAUUAUGUUGUUGUUGCUCAUUCUAUGCAAAUAGUAUAAACAAAAGUUAGUGUAAAAUGAAUAGGUUUAUUAAAAGUUAUAUUGUAAAAUAUACAAGUUGCUUAUUUAUCAUUAAUGGUAAAUUUUACUUAUGAUUUCUGUAUGAUUAUUUUGUCUAUACAAAAACAGGAAAUAUUUCAAAAGUUUAUUUUAUCCAGUAAGAGAAAGGACAAAAACCUUUCGAUUAUUGUAUGCAGAUUUUCUAGUGUGACUGUGAUAUCACAAGGCUGUUAUUUUUUCAUGGCAUGUGUCACAACUUUGUUAAAAAACAACAACAAAAAACACACAAAAAAGAAGAAAAAAAAAAUUUACUAUUGUAUAACAAGAUACAUUUAAUAGUUAAAUUCAUUUGCAUUCUUUUUCUGAUAGUCCAGCUUGUUGAACAUUGUGAUAAGUAAAUUUAGGGAUUGUAAAUCAAUGGAAUUGUCAGAAUAAUGUUCAGGCCAUAAUAAAUUGUUAUCUGGUAGUUGGUCAUAUCAUACCAAAACAAUAAGUGGAGAAAUAACAAAGAUGAGAAUUUGUUAUCAUGGAAUAAAUGUAAAUGUGUAGCAUUUGUGAACAUUAGUAUACAUAUACAAAUCUUUAGUCUAGAAAGUUAUGUGAAAUAGCAAUAAAAAUGUUGAGACAAGCUAUUGUCUUUAUCUUAAUAGCAGUGAUGAGAUUAGCUAUUAAUUUUAGCCAAUAAUCUUUGCAUAAUUUUUAAUUUAUAAGUUCAUAAAUAAUUGUUAAAAUGCAUUGAUUACUGAAUUACUGAUUAUUGAAUGCAAAUAUCUGUAAUGGCUUUAUUAAAUCUGUGUGCCAGGUAACUAAAUAUUGUUAAUCAGUUACUAGAAUUACUGCUAUUUAUCUUAUGACUAUUCUACAUGUAUGCCAAUAGAAAGAAAUUUACUGGUAAUGAGAAUUUGUUAACAAUCUUUAUAGCUAUUCAAUAGGCCUGGAGUCCUAGAAUAUAGCAUACAUUUGGCCACAUUGAAAAGAAAGGCAAUUGAAAGGCAUCAAAUUGAAUAUAGUAACUUAUAUGCACACCUUCACACAGUGAUGGUCUUUAAAUGGAAGUUAAAAAAAAUACAAUAUGUUUAUCACAUUUCAUAAUUAUGAUGUGUUCAUUGAAAACAAACACUGCUCUAAAAAUUUGAUAAAACUUCUUAAGAAAAUUAUCAAUGUUUAUGUAAAUGUCCAUUUGACUAUACACCAAACAGAAUGCAACAUUUAAGCCAAAAUAAUAGCUUUGUCAAAAAAAAAAUGAAUCUAUGCAUACUGCUGGGUAAGUUGUUUGAUACUGGGACUUAUAUAUCUUAAGUCCCAGGUUGAUUGUAGAGAAAGUGUGUAUGCUGCCAGAUUUCUCAGAUAGAGUGAUAGGUUUUACCACGGAUUUAUAUUAAGAUCCAUGGUUUUAUAAAGAUUUUAAGUUAGGAUUCCUGUCAGACUGCAACCUGGUGACAAAAAGAACAAAAUUUAAACAGAACGCUGGUUUAUCUGAUUAUUUCUGGCUGUUUCAUAAAGCAAGAAAGUAUUUAGUGGCGUUCAACCUUAAGACGGAAAAGACGACAGCGUAUACGCUUUCAUUAGUAAUAUUAUUAGUGUUACCCUUCCGAGAUCAACAACAAUGGCGGAUUAUGAGAACGUUUGUCGGGGUUCUUUGAAGUUAAAAGGUGUUUCUGAUCAUAAGAUUAAAAA